Oppiella nova is the source of this 1725-nucleotide messenger RNA. NCBI's taxonomy places the organism in Eukaryota, Metazoa, Arthropoda, Arachnida, Sarcoptiformes, Oppiidae. The record is from the annotation of a GenBank genome assembly.
CUUUGAUUGAAAAAUAAAGCGCUUUUCAAACGGAAUCCACGAAUGCUUUGCAUUUACCGUCAGAUUCCGGGUCUUGUGAACCGAUUCCGGGUUUUAGUCCACAAUUAGCUAUGAAUUCGUGAUUAAUAUUAACAAUGAGUCUCACAUUCAAUGCAUUUGUCGUCCACUUAGCGCUCAUUUGGUGUCAAUUCAUAACUCGUUUGCAAUGUUUUGAUGAAAACGUUUGGCAGACGUAUGACAAGAGCGCAGAUAAUGGACACCAAUUCGGACACAAGUCGUCGCAAGAGUUGUACGAAUCGGGCAAACAGUUCCUCGAAGUGAUGGUCAGACAGGAGACAAUGUAUGGCAACUGUUGGCGAAACGCCAUCCAAGCGCUGGACACCAGUUGCAAGCGAUUGGACGAAGAGGUUCAGAGCCGACUGGCCCUCAGUUUCGCCAAUUGCUUCCUCGAGAGGUCCGGUAUGAAGACAUACCCGUGCGAUGAGCGCCAGGACAUGAAGACGUGUCUCCAACGCAUGGACGACCGCGCCUUCAACUCGUACACCGAGUUCUUCACACAUACGCAGAGCGUCUGCUUUUAUCUUCAGUCGGAGUUCUGGCAGCAGAAGACGGAAUCAACGGUCGAUCGGUUGACACAAACGUCACAUGAGGUGAAGAACCGACUCGAAGACGCCUCACAGCAGUUGAAUGAGUUGAACGGUUUGCAGGAGUUGUCCAUCACUUCCCAACUGAGACUCAACGACGAGCUGAUGGCCGCCAAGAACGCGAUGAAUGAGUUUAAGGCCUCUUCGGCUGAACAGCGGUUUAUUGUCCGAGAAAUUCUCGACCGAUUCAUACGACUGCAGGACUUUGUCUUACUGGAGAUGUCUUACGGCUAUUCCAUUGUCUUCUUCGUGGUCUCAAUGAUAAUCGUAUACUUCAUGACAACCCCUGUCCGCACAAAUGAGGCCCGACUCUGGCUUUUCGUCGCUUUGAUAAUCAAUUUAUUCGUUGAACGACUCAUCGCUUCGUAUUCAUUGGACGACCAGUUGAUGGGUCUGAAGAGCACAUCCAUUGUCAUGAAUGAGAGGAUUUGGUUGUCCAGAAAAGUCACGUUAAUCCUUAUGGCCGCUAUUUUCGUGUGGUUUGCCAUCACUUACAAAAACUAUGGUUAUGUUAACCACAGUAUUCUCAAUGAACACACUUUACGUCUGAAUCUCAUUCAGAGUCAAUUGAAUCAGAUCUGCAAAACAGUCGACUCAUCGCCUCAGAAGUCAGUGGAAUGUGUGGACAAACGGGACAAAGAAUAUUCAUCUGAUAGUGACAGCGAUUUUAUGGCAGAUUCUGGGAAUAGUAGUGAUGAUAGCGAUGUCAGCGAGGCUUCCAUAGAGACCUGUUCUACCAUCGAAAUUGUCUCCUCGAGUACUACUAAACGUAAUGAUAAUGACAUGAAUUUAGGCAAUUCAUCGAAUGGCGAGACCCCGACCCCUCCUUUGCUCACUCUAAGCCCCUCUUACAACCUGAGGCCGAGAAAGAGUAUUAUUUAUACUAAAAACGGGAUUAUCAACGAAACCGUCGAUGACUUUAUGGCAAAAGUAGAACUUUCGGCAAAUAUUUCGAAAUUCAAGUCUCAAAGUAUUCAUCCGAAUGUCAAGAAUUUUUUGUCUUCAGAUGAAGACUAAAAGAAAAUGUUUUAAGUCUUGAUUUAUAAUACACUUUAAGUACAACCACUUUAGAGUUUUACCG